UCAGCGAGUCCACAUCGGAGUAACCGAGGAUAUAUCGAAUAUAUCCAUCCAAAAAUACCAAAACCACAAACGUUAAACAAAAAUCAUACGUAGACCCAAAAGACAUUCCCUGCUUAGUGCCAAGUGCCAGAAGUGAAUAAAAAUUUGUGCAAAAGUUUCCAAUAAAAUCGCCAAAAUUACGCCCCACAUCAGUAUGCAGUCGUCGGAGGGUUCGCCAGAUAUGAUGGAUCAGAAAUACAACAGCGUGCGGCUUUCGCCAGCGGCAUCAAGUCGCAUUCUAUACCAUGUGCCCUGCAAAGUGUGCCGGGAUCACAGUUCCGGUAAGCAUUACGGCAUCUAUGCCUGCGAUGGCUGUGCAGGAUUCUUCAAGAGGAGUAUUCGCCGGUCCCGCCAGUAUGUGUGCAAGUCCCAGAAGCAGGGACUCUGUGUGGUGGACAAGACCCACAGGAAUCAGUGUCGUGCCUGCCGCCUAAGGAAGUGCUUCGAGGUGGGCAUGAACAAGGAUGCCGUGCAGCACGAGCGGGGACCCAGGAACUCCACCCUGCGUCGCCACAUGGCCAUGUACAAGGAUGCGAUGAUGGGUGCCGGUGAGAUGCCCCAAAUACCCGCUGAGAUCCUGAUGAACACGGCUGCUUUGACCGGUUUUCCGGGAGUGCCCAUGCCCAUGCCUGGUCUGCCCCAGAGACCCCAUCAUCCUGGUCACAUGGCUGGCUUCCAACCUCCUCCGUCGGCGGCGGCUGUCUUGGAUCUAUCCGUUCCCCGAGUGCCGCAUCAUCAUCAUCAGGGACACCAUGGCUUCUUCUCGCCCACUGCUGCUUAUAUGAAUGCCCUGGCCACUAGGGCUCUGCCACCCACUCCUCCGCUGAUGGCAGCCGAACAUAUCAAGGAAACCGCCGCCGAACAUCUCUUCAAGAACGUCAACUGGAUCAAGAGUGUGAGGGCUUUUACCGAGCUGCCCAUGCCUGAUCAGCUGCUGCUGCUGGAGGAAUCCUGGAAGGAGUUCUUCAUCCUGGCCAUGGCCCAGUACCUCAUGCCCAUGAACUUUGCCCAGCUACUCUUCGUCUACGAGUCGGAAAAUGCCAACCGGGAGAUCAUGGGCAUGGUCACAAGGGAAGUGCAUGCCUUCCAGGAUGUCCUGAAUCAACUGUGCCACCUGAACAUCGAUAGCACCGAAUACGAGUGCCUGCGAGCCAUUUCCCUGUUCCGCAAGUCACCGCCUUCGGCCAGUUCCACCGAGGAUUUGGCCAAUAGUUCCAUCCUGACAGGAAGUGGCAGUCCGAACUCCUCGGCCUCCGCUGAAUCCAAGGGUCUCUUGGAAUCGGGCAAGGUGGCCUCGAUGCACAAUGAUGCCAGGAGUGCGCUGCACAACUACAUCCAGCGGACACAUCCCUCGCAGCCUCUGCGGUUCCAAACCCUCCUGGGAGUCGUGCAACUGAUGCACAAGGUCUCCAGCUUCACCAUCGAGGAGCUCUUCUUCCGCAAGACCAUUGGGGAUAUCACCAUCGUACGACUCAUCUCCGAUAUGUACAGUCAGCGCAAGAUCUAAGCUAUAGAUCUCUGGAUUAUAUAGAAUA
Drosophila takahashii is the source of this 1574-nucleotide messenger RNA. RefSeq names its product nuclear receptor subfamily 2 group E member tailless (gene tll). Lineage: Eukaryota; Metazoa; Arthropoda; Insecta; Diptera; Drosophilidae. Gene Ontology annotation, molecular function: zinc ion binding; nuclear receptor activity; RNA polymerase II cis-regulatory region sequence-specific DNA binding. Gene Ontology annotation, biological process: anatomical structure development; positive regulation of transcription by RNA polymerase II; cell differentiation. The record is from RefSeq and is a predicted model, not a curated record.